GGAAAUCAAACGGCCCCGACAUGAAUUAGGCAGCGGCUGCAGAGGGGAGGGCCCCCUCUCCCGCUCGCUAGCUGGUCCCGCACAGCGCCGGCGGGAGCAGCGCCGCCCCGCUUGGAGCGGCGGCUCGGGGCGCGCACGCACACACGGACCGGCGGCGGCCCGGCGGGAGGGCGGGGUGGCCGGCAGAUGAAGAUGGCAAUGUCUGUGAUCCAAGCGUGCCGCAGCCUGGCGCUCUCAACAUGGCUGCUGUCCUUUUGUUUCGUGCAUCUGCUGUGCCUGGACUUCACCGUGGCCGAGAAGGAGGAGUGGUACACGGCCUUCGUCAACAUCACCUACGCCGACCCGGCAGCCGGCAGCGCCGAGCUCCGCAGCGAGAAGAGCGAGUGCGGGCGCUACGGCGAGCAGUCGCCCAAGCAGGACGCCCGCGGGCAGGUCGCUCUCUCCGCCUCGCCCGCCGACCGCUACGCCUGCGACCCUGGCACCCGCUUCAAUGCCCCGGCGCCGGGCAAGAGCUGGGUGGCCCUGAUCCCGCGGGGAAAUUGCACCUACAAGGACAAGAUCCGCCACGCCGCCGCCCAGAACGCCUCCGCCGUCGUCAUCUAUAACGUGGGCUCCAGCAACGCCAACGAGACCAUCACCAUGCCCCACGCAGGCUUAGAAGAUGUUGUAGCAAUAAUGAUUCCUGAACCCAAAGGAAAAGAGAUAGUGAGCCUCCUGGAGAGGAACAUUACUGUGAUGAUGUACAUAACCAUCGGGACACGCAACCUGCAGAAGUACGUCAGCCGGACCUCGGUGGUGUUUGUCUCCAUCUCAUUCAUUGUGCUGAUGAUCAUCUCCUUGGCAUGGCUGGUCUUCUACUACAUCCAGAGAUUCCGCUAUGCAAAUGCCAGAGACAGAAAUCAGCGCCGGCUUGGAGAUGCUGCGAAGAAAGCAAUCAGCAAGCUGCAAGUCAGAACAAUCAGGAAAGGUGACAAGGAGACUGAGCCAGACUUUGAUAACUGUGCUGUUUGUAUCGAAGGCUACAAGCCCAAUGAUGUUGUCAGGAUAUUGCCUUGCAGGCAUCUUUUCCACAAGUCCUGUGUAGACCCCUGGCUGCUAGACCAUCGUACCUGCCCGAUGUGUAAAAUGAAUAUUCUAAAAGCUCUAGGGAUUCCGCCAAACGCAGAUUGCAUGGAUGAUAUACCUCCAGACUUGGAAUCAUCCAUAGGAGGACCACCAACCAACCAGAUCACAGGAGCCAGUGACAUUACCGUGAACGAAAGCUCCGUGGCCCUGGAUCCCCCAGCCCGGACCGUGGGGGUGCUACAAGUCAUCCAAGACGUAGACUCCUUUCCCCAGGCUGGCGAGGGUAACUUCACAACAAGCAAUGAACAGGAGCCAGCAGUCAGCAGUGAUUCAGAUAUUUCAUUGAUUAUGGCAAUGGAGGUUGGACUCUCCGAUGUGGAGCUUUCCACUGAUCAAGACUGCGAAGAGGUGAAAUCUUGAAAAACAGAGCUCCAGCACUAAACUACAGGGGAGGGUCACAGGUAGGGACCGAGUCAGCUUUCUAGGAUUUGGACCAGUUGUGCAUAUGCCUCCAGAGCACUGUCACUCCUGCACACUCCAUGCUGAGAUGGUCAUGAAAAGCAAUAGCAACUGUUGUGUCUGCCUGGAUGCGGUUUCAUCAUCUACACACCUUCAUUUGGUUCACAUGGGAGAUGGACACUUCCAGCUUACCCACGUGCUUGAGAGCAGUCAUGGAACUCUCCAGGGGCUCAUAAAUGUGCAACUGAAAUGACAGCUUGAGUGUUUUUUACACUUGUUCAAUCAAAUUUUUGUUGUGUUUUUUGAAAAGGCAUAUGUUUAUUUUGUUUGUUUAUUUGUUUAUAAUUUGUUAUGGAUGGACACUCUGUUUUUAUUGACUGACACCAGCUUUUUCAAGAGUUCAGUCCAGAAACCUGAAUUCCCAUUCACUGGUCAUUUCAUGAUCUGACCAGGAUUUAUUGCCUUGUUGUUUCUUCAUGAAUUACAUGUGGCUGGCUUCAGAAGGAUCAUGCACCAGCAUCCUGCAUUAUGUAACACCUGCCUUCAUGAAGUGGCAGGCUUGGAAAUUAUAUAUUCUGAAGGCUUCUAUCUGUUAGAGAGCUCUGAAUUAGCAGAAAUUUGGGUUAAAAUGGCAUUAGUUUGUCUCUUAUUUAAGGUUCUUUUCUAGACAAGUAUUGUACAGUGUGAAGGAGAGAAAGAAGAGCUUAAAGCAUCACUCCAUCCAUGUAGUCCUGUCCUGUAUUUUAUGCUGUUUACAGGUGUCAGUACAUUUGUGUCCUUCCUCCAAGUGACAAUUCAGUAGCUGGAAAAAAGAUCUAGCAUAACAUCACUUCCUAAUUUUACAGACCAAAACCAGAUCAGUGGGCUAAAGGAGCAUCUGAGAGGUUUCUAGAGGCUGCUUAUUAACAGUUCUGCAUUAAGCAGGUGACAGUAUUCUUACAAAAGGGCUGGAGAUGCUGCUGUCAGUGUCAGAAAUUGCUAAGGGAACAAGAGGCAGCCAUUUGAAAUGUUUAUUUCCUGGUUUGCUUUGGGCCUUUUCACUUAGUGUGUGUCAUUUCUUACAUUUUGACAGCAGUUUUUGUCUGCUUGUUAUCUAACAAGAGUUCAGGUGGUUUGUUGCCCUCCAGAGUCACCAUCAAUGUUUUCAGAAGCAUAACAGAAUAUUUGCAAUUUGUAUACAGACAGAUGCACCAAAAUAUAUUGGGGAGGGAAUUUGAAAAUAAAAGAGCUAAUAUAAGUCAAAACACCUAAAUAAUAAUGACCUGACAUCAUAAUUUAUUUCAUCCUGAGCUCUGCUUUCCAGGUAAGAGCUCAUUGUUAAUUGUUCAAUGUGUGAUUUGGUUUUUCAGUCAAAAUGCUCAACUGUGAAGAAGCUUACUGUUACACAAGACUACAUAGUUUCUGUUGAGAGUCAGAUGAUUUGAAUCACAUUGCUGCCUCCUGAGUCAGUCCACAGAAUCAACAAUUCAUCUUACAUUGAAAUUUCAUGCAGAGGUCAAACAUUUUGACUUGGCAGUGUCAUGGCGGCAUCUCAAAAUGCAAUUGUUGGGGCUCACUGCAUUUAAUCUCCUUGUGGCUUUACUUGUUAAAUGUGAAAACCAGCUUCCAGCCAAAAUUUAUGUUUGUCAGAUUUUAUUCAGGGACAAAUGUGUUUAUCCCUAAAAUUUUGGCUGCCUUGCUUCUUCAGUACAGAAAGAAGGAAAAAAUAUUCUCCAUGCUCUUCUGUCUAUUUAGAACUAAUUAAACAAUUAGUGUAAUUUUGUUUUAUGUUCUUUGUCCCUAAAUUGCAGGGUAAUCUUGAGGUAAAGGUUUUAAACUGAAAGAGGGCAGAUUUAGAUUAGAUAUUAGAAAUAAAUUAAUUCUGUGAGGGUGGUGAGGCACUGGAAGGGGUUGCCCAGAGAAGCUGUGGAUGCCCCAUCCCUGAAAGUGUUCAAGGCCAGGUUGGAUGGAGCUCUGAGCAACUUUGUCUAGGGAAAGAUGUCCCUGGCCAUGGCAGAGGGUUUGGAACUAGAUGAUCUUUAAGGUCCUUUCCAACCCAAGUCAUCUGUGAUUCUAUGAAAAUGACCCAUAAAUGUGCUGUUACGUCUUUAGAAGCUGUUGGAAUUAAAAUCUUUUUUCAAUUAAAGAGAUUGAGGCUGCUGGAAAUCUUGGUUAAAAAGCUGGAAAUCUUGGUUAAAAAGAGUGUUCACGUGUUCCAGAGGGUGGUUAGGUUAGUCUUGACUAUAUUUGUGGUUUUGUAAUCUCGUUUUCCUUAUUCUUUUAUGUCUUCUCUAUUCCUUGCUGCUAUAGGAAAGGUCUGACACAUCAAUGUUGAAAUUGAUCCCUACACACGAGAGUUUGCACAAGGUACUGCAUCAGCUCCACUUAAACUCUGUAGAUAAUGCUGAAAUCAAAUUUAAGUGGUGCUUACAUCAAAUUUUGACCCAGGAAUGAAAUUAAUUUCAAACGACUGCAGGGGAAGGAGUGAGGUUGGUUAUAUACAGUCAGGGCUCCUUAUAGAAAGUCCACACACUGGUACAAUUUCUUCUGUAGCACUGGAGCCUGGGUGCUACAUGUCACAGGAACGUCACAAACGAUGUCCAAGUUGUCAGUGAUCCUUUCACGUAUGCACACUGUAGCUCAGCACACAGGCAGAGAACUCCUGGCCAAACUGCUUGGGUUUCAGAGGAGCUGUCACAAAGUCUUCAUUUUAUUUCGUGAACUGAAUUACGUUGAUCUCAAUGGAUAGAUUGACCAAUUAGCUGUUGCCGUAGCAGAACCACCCACGGCACAGCAGAACAAACAAAGUCUGUGGAAAAGCAAGGCAGGAGAGGAAACUCCCAGCUGAUAUUGAGCUGGGUCCUUUGCCCAGGAAAAUUAUUAAAGGGAGCUGUGCUCAAAAAGGCAUCACAGAUUUGGUAAUUCAGACUCUGCAUGUAUUUCUGAGAGUUAAUGAGGAACUUUGUAGACGUUCUGUGCUGUGCACACACUUUUUCUAAAUAUCCCAUGUUAGAUCUGGUCCCUGGGGGCCCACAGGUGGCCACUAGCAGAGGCAGGGUGCCAGGCUGGGUGAGUGGUUUUGACAUAUCACCAAUUAGUGAUAUGCCUUUUAGAAGAGGCAUCCUAGCAAAUCUGGGUCAGGAAUCUUUGCUUUUGUUUUCCCAGUUCUACCUGCAGCUUCACUCAGGGAAGAUGUUGUUCCAUCCCUGUCCUCAGGUGUUCUGCAGCUCUGAGCACUGUUAAGUGAUGAUAAAGGCAAAGCUGGGUUACAUAUCACUGAAGCCUGAACUUAGGAAAGCUUACUUAAGUAAAUGUUGUAUUCUGUCCUUCUUAAAAAAAAAACACAAUUAAUUUUGGACUUGCACUAAAAUUGCAUUAUUUUCAACAGGUCUUCUAUGAGCAUACAUAAGCCCCUGUGUCAAAAAGAAAUGUUUUCCUGAAGCUUGACCUGACUGACAAUAUCCUUUGCAUAUAUAACCUGUGAACUGCCUUGGGAAUUUGAGGUGCUUCGUAAACGUUAAGACCCCCUGAUGUGUGUUUGUAACAUGUAUGAAAGCCUUAAUUCUGUACAUCUGCAUGCCCAUGCACACCUUGGUACUGCUGCCUGCUGAGCCUGGCCAUUAAAUAGGUGGGGCUCAGCUGCUGGGGAUGCAGUACUGGGUGUUCAGAAGGGAGAGCAGCCUUUAGCAUGCAGCCAGGAAAGAACAAAAUCCUCUAGAGCCCUCUGACAAGCAAGUGUUCAUGGAUACAAUUCUGCAGGCUGGCGCCAUGACUGAGUGGGUGGCAUCUCCUGCACAGGGGCAGUGGCAUGGGGAUUCUGUGUCUCCCCAUGCCAUUAAUUGUCAUUAAUUGGUCCUGUGCUUCUCCCAGAAAUUCUUGUCUUGUCAUCUGAAGCACUUUUAUUUUCCAUGAGCAAGUGGUAGGUGGAAGAAACAUUUGCCUUAGUGAGGCUCAUUAUCCCUCAGACUCGGUUGCAGGACAGAACCUGGUGAGACAGAAACUGCACUCAGAGUAUACUUGGAUUUUCUUGGGUUUCACUGAGCUGCCUUCCCAAAGGUCUGUUCAAUAAGUAGGUUGCAUAGACAUACGCAGAAUUUUGCACUCACAGAUGACCUGAUGUGUGCAUGCAGAUGUGCAAGGCAUCAGGUCUACAUCCUCUCCCCACAGCUCACCUGUUCUGGUGGGGAUACAGAUCUGGCACUUACUGAGGGUUUGGGGUCUUUUGUGUCCUGACUGCUUUAGGGCCCCAAAACCAGGAUCAGGACUAUCAUAGCACUGCAAUUCAUUCUUUAAGCACUCUAUAGAAUUAGAUUGACAUGUAUGCUUUAAAAGUGCAUUGAUCUGAGUAUGGAGACUGUACUGUUGUGAAAUCAGAAGCAGUUGUCAUUUGUAGGCCUUUUAUUUGAGGGAGAUUGUGGCACAAAGAAAAAAGGCUUUAUAAAGGCAAUUUGGAAAAAGAAAUUAUUGAAAUCACAUAUGAUAAGUGGUCCCUUGGAUUUCACUAAUGACCUCUGGAUCAAAUCCCAAGGAAGUCAAUGAUGUUGGGGUGCAUCCAUUUCACAGGACUAAAAUUGCCGAGAAAUCCAGCCUGUUCCUUCCCAGCCUGUCUCACAAGUGUUUGUCCGAGGCUGAGCCUUUGUUGCAGAAGGAGAUCACGGGAUCAAACUUGCACAGUGCUGCUUCUCCUCCUGUGUUUUGUGCUGCCAGUAUCUCUUGGAGCAGGUUGGAGAGGGGAAGGGAGCUUGCCAAAGUUCAGCUCCAGGGCUUGGUGAAAAAAAGGCUGUGGGUUCCAGCAAGCUGUGGACAGCCAAGCUGGGGACAGCCAAGCUUCUUCGUGGCUAGUGCUGACCCUGGGGACUGGAACUUUGUUGAUGAACACUGAGGCCAUGUGGACUCAUUUGUUUUGUAGAUGCAAAAACAUGUGAGUGUAUUUGGGGCAGGCAGCAUGACGGCUGUGAAUCAACUUGGUUAGCGUGAGCAGGAAACACAAUGGGGAGUAGUUUAGGGCUGAGGGAAAAUGAGGCUGGAGGUAUUGCUUUCACAGGCUUUUUCAAUAGGGGAAAUUGAUCCAAAAUAAGCACUGCUUUCAUUUUACCAAGCUGUUACCUGAACUAAUUGAUAGUUUCAGAGAAUGAGGAAUGCCAGAUGGACUGUUCAGGGAGGAUUUGUUUGUGAAGCAGAUGGCAGCUGCGGGUAGGGACAGAGAGUGAGGGCAAGGGUGAGGGAUGCCCCUCUGCCAUGCCACUUACCCCGCUGGGCUGAACACCCACUUGGCCCCUUUAUCUGCCCAUUUCUUUUUCAAGGAAGCACCCUUCUAAGCAGGAGCUGUAUUUUAAAGGGUGAAAUAAAGAAAUGAAAGAUGUGGAUUCUGAAUGAAAAGCCAACAGAUGAUUUUUCCAUCUGAAAUUAAUCUUGUCUCCCUCCAACAUUUUAAUUGUGAAUUUCUGGAAGUUACUUCUUUCUGUAGUGAAUGGGAAAAGAAAUGAGAGAAAAAAAAUAAUGAGUAAUAGUGUUUUCCCUUUCUUGUGUUUUUCUUGAUUCUUGGUCCUGAGUAGCAUUAAACACAAUAGCCAAAUCAAGAUGCUUGUUUGCUCUGAAUGUAUACAGUUAUUUCAGAUGUCAAAUAUCUAAAUGUUUUGUAUAUGUAUGUAAUGCCAUCCACAAUACUUGUUUCAUGUUAGGAACCUGAAAUGACUGUACCAUUUUAUAAUUAGAUAUGUAAAGAGGGGACAGUGGGUGGGAGGUGGGAGGGUCUGUUAUUUUUAUACCAAGAUGUUCCUUGUAUUUAGUGAACACUUAAAAUGGUUUUGUACUUGUCAAAAUAUACAUUCCAUCCAUUUCCAGAAGAUAAUUAUUUCUAUUUAGAGUAGUUUAUAAGCAAACCAAAAAAAAAAAAAAAAAAAAAAAAAAAAAAAAAAAAAAGGUGGCAUCCCACUUAUAUGCAGUUCCUGAACAAAGCAGCAGUAUCCUGGUAUCCUGGUUUUCAGCGAUGGCUACAAAGUUUUUUCCAGCCAUGUCUCUUCUCACGUGCAGCAGAGCCAUACCAGCAAAUGCCAGUGUUAUGAAGGGAAUUAAAAUCCCAAAUUAAAUAAAUACCACAUGGAUCAGUGCACAGCUUAAAAAAAUAACUUCAUUAAGUUCAGAGACAAUGGUCUGUCCCAGUGAAAUUCUCCAAAGUAAUCAGUCCUGCUCAGGACAUCAGAAGCAGAUUUACCAGGAGGCUUCAGCUCUCUGUCCCUGCCUGGCAGAGCCACCAGCCUCAGCAAGCUGGGGGGAUGCAGGGUUCUCAUACUCCUGCAUUGUGGCUCUGGCUGUGCUGCAGCUUUGGUUUGAGAAAUACCUACCAAAAGGUCAUGGCAAAGCCAUACUGUGGCAUUUGCAUGAGCCAUCCUUUUUCUUGUAGUUGGCUUUUUCAUUCCCUCCCUUUCGCUGCUACCUGUGACGUGCUGCCAAAGCUGUGCGGUAGCAGUUUGUGAAGAUUUUUUUGCCUUUUUUCCCUUCUGUACAGUCUUGCAAAUAAAAUUUUAACUCUUUGCUGACAUUUUAUAACGUAUACAUCUUCCUCUCCAAUGCACUUUAUCUCUCUUGAAAAAUGUGGGAGUCAGAGAACUACCAUCUUAAAGGGAUUUGCCUGAAAUCAUGAGACACAUACUUUUUAUUAUUUUGUGUCCUUUUUGCUUUGUUAAAUACUGUAAAUGCUAAAGAGCGCAGACAGUGACUCAGCUGGGGGAAAUACCGAAAUGUUGAGGCUAAUACUUGGAAGCAUUAAUCAGUAGUCCAACAUGGCAAUUUUUGUUAUAUAGAGGAUUAUAAUGUAAAUAUGUGAGACUGUGUUAUUACGUACUAGUAAAAUAUUGCAACUCUCAAAGUUGAAAUGGUGAAUUCCAAGGAAUUUUAUUGCAGGUUUUUUAAUAAAACAAAUCUGAUUAUUGUGUUGUA
Haemorhous mexicanus (house finch) is the source of this 8442-nucleotide messenger RNA. It is a transcript of the gene RNF150, whose product is annotated as ring finger protein 150. The transcript has 7 exons. Bases 187 to 1485 code for a protein of 432 amino acids. The record is from RefSeq and is a predicted model, not a curated record. NCBI's taxonomy places the organism in Eukaryota, Metazoa, Chordata, Aves, Passeriformes, Fringillidae.